Molecule: messenger RNA, 459 nt
Organism: Paramisgurnus dabryanus
Lineage: Eukaryota; Metazoa; Chordata; Actinopteri; Cypriniformes; Cobitidae
Source: RefSeq, a predicted model, not a curated record
UUGUCAGAUCAGAACUAAAAUGAGCGGCAGAGGUAAAACCGGCGGUAAGGCGAGAGCGAAGGCCAAGACUCGCUCAUCCAGAGCUGGACUGCAGUUCCCCGUCGGCCGUGUUCACAGACUUCUCCGUAAAGGCAACUAUGCUGAGCGUGUCGGUGCCGGUGCUCCCGUCUAUCUGGCCGCAGUGCUCGAGUAUCUGACCGCUGAGAUCCUGGAGUUGGCCGGAAACGCCGCUCGUGACAACAAGAAGACUCGCAUCAUUCCCCGUCAUCUGCAGCUGGCGGUGCGCAAUGACGAGGAGCUGAACAAACUUCUGGGCGGUGUGACCAUCGCUCAGGGCGGCGUGCUGCCCAACAUCCAGGCUGUGCUGUUGCCCAAGAAGACCGAGAAGCCCGCCAAGACCAAAUAAACGAACACAAGUUCACUUCAACACAAAGGCUCUUUUAAGAGCCACCCACUCCA